AUGAGUCCCCAAUGCCAAAAGAGGAAUCUUCCAUUCCAAGAAAACAAGGCCGACCAACCCGACGCGAAGAAACCCAAGCGAUGUCUCCUUUCCUUGAUUGACGACGACGUCUUUCGCAACGUCCUUCUUCCAUACCUUCCUUCCAAUAAAUUGGAUCGUUGCGUGCAGUGCAGCGACUUGAUUUCCGCCAAGGAAGAGUGUCGCGUCUGUCAAGAGCCCAUCUGUGCGGAAUGUCAAGACCCCAAGGAUCAUUCGUGUUCUGACUGGUAUCUCCGGUGCGUUCAGUGCAACAAAGCGGACGAUCCUGAUCAAAUGCACCAUUGUCCAUGCUGUAACGGAUACUCUUGCCGGGACUGUGCGCCCGUGACAUGCAUCACCUGCCACAAAAAGUUCCUUCAAGAUUGUUGCUCGAGUGGUGACUUUUGUGGCCGUUGCGAAGCGGCCUACCAAUGCGGUGAUUGUGCCAAGAGCGAGUUUCGGUUGCUCUAUGAGUGUGCUGGCUGUGGUGAAACUGCUUGUAGCGACUGUAUUGGAGAAGCUCAUCAUUGCGAUGCCAAGGCGGAGUUUUUCUGCUCGGAGUGUGAUCCCUGCGACUGUUGCGUGGGAUUUGGUCCCUCAUCGGAUAUGCGAGAUCCUCGGUUGAGGGGGUGGUGUGUUGGCUUCUGUCCUGACCACUUUGCAGCAUGCUGCGGGAGAGCGUCCGGAUACGAAUACUACGGGUUGGGCAGGACUGGAUAA
Messenger RNA from Seminavis robusta, 738 nucleotides. Lineage: Eukaryota; Bacillariophyta; Bacillariophyceae; Naviculales; Naviculaceae. The record is from the annotation of a GenBank genome assembly.